This is a messenger RNA of Helianthus annuus (common sunflower), 1436 nucleotides long. Its product is annotated as transcription factor MYC2. Gene Ontology annotation, molecular function: transcription cis-regulatory region binding; DNA-binding transcription factor activity; protein dimerization activity. The transcript is spliced from 2 exons. Gene Ontology annotation, cellular component: nucleus. The record is from RefSeq and is a predicted model, not a curated record. Gene Ontology annotation, biological process: regulation of DNA-templated transcription. The coding region runs from base 102 to 1349 and encodes 415 amino acids. Lineage: Eukaryota; Viridiplantae; Streptophyta; Magnoliopsida; Asterales; Asteraceae.
AUUUCUAACACAUCCCCUCAUCCCAUCAAUUUUCUCCCUAACACAACUGUCACCGGAGCUCAUAAUAUUGCACAACAGAUACGUUAAUUAUCCCAGCCACUAUGCAACAAUCCUCACUUCAAACCCGUCUCAACUUCAUCCUCCAAAACCGACCAGAACGAUGGCUUUACGCCAUAUUCUGGCAAGCCUCCAAAGACACUAAUGGCCGUGUUGUUCUCUUGUGGGCUGAUGGUUAUUUCCCUAACACAAGUAAUGAUCAUGACCAGAUGUUUGGGUGUGACGAUGUUUACGAUACGCGAUGGUUGAUGAUGUCUUCGGUUUCCAUGUGUUUCUUGGCCGGACAAGAUGUUGUAGGCGAGAGUUAUAGUUUGGGGUCAUUCUUGUGGUUGGCUGGUGACAUGGAGCUAAGGAGUUAUAAUAGUAAAAGAACUGAAGAACUUAGAAUACAUGGAAUCAAAUCUUUGGUUUGUAUUCCAACUCCUAAUGGUGUUGUUGAAUUGGGUUCUUGUGAUAUUGAAAAACAAGAUGGUGGUUUAAUUCAGUUAACGAAAUCUGUCUUCGAUCCUGGUAGUUUUUAUACUAAUGUUGAUGAAUGUGAAAUCCCUAAUCAAGGCUAUCAGAAUCAAGUAAGUGAAGAAGGACAGGAAGAAGUGAUGAGCAUGAAAAAGAUGAAGAAGUCAUCUUCAGAUUCAGAUCCAUUGGAAAUCAACAGCUCAUCACCAACAACCAACAACAUAACAAGCAUGCCUAAGAGGAGGGGAAGGCGAGCAAAGGGAACGGUUGCUCCACCGGAACUAUUGCCACCCGGGUACCAUGUGGAGGCGGAGAGGCAGCGAAGAGAGAAGCUAAACCAUCGGUUUUAUGCUCUCAGAAGUGUGGUUCCAUAUGUUUCAAAAAUGGACAAAGCUUCUCUAUUAGCAGAUGCGGUUACUUACAUCAACGAGCUUAAAUCCAAGGUCGAAACUUUAGAAAAAAUAACAGGUACUUCAGAAUCAUCACCAAUAAGUUCAAGAAACAAGACCCAAUUGAACUUAAAACAUAAUGACUAUAACCAUGUGGAUAAUCCAAGAAGUAUCUCCAGUUAUUCGACCGCUAAUCAGGUUGAAGUUGAGGUGAAAUCGCUAGGAACAGAAGCGAUGGUUAGGGUUCAAUCAGCGGAUGUUAACUAUCCAGCAGCUAAAUUGAUGGAUGCACUUAGAAGCCUUGAUUUAAGAGUUCAAUAUGCGAGUGUGUCAAGUGUGAAAGAUUUGAUGCUACAAGAUGUUAUUGUCAAGACUCCUAAUGGAUUCACAUGUGAUCAAGAAGACAACUUGAGACUUGCUCUUCUUAACAAAAUGUACUUAGAUUAGUAAUUAACUAUGUAUUCGUAUUUUCUUCCUUGUGUCAUUAAUUUUAUCUACUAAUCAAUAGUGCUAUAUAUAUUAUUAGCAAAAAAA